This is a messenger RNA of Scomber japonicus (chub mackerel), 1221 nucleotides long. RefSeq lists its product as uncharacterized. Lineage: Eukaryota; Metazoa; Chordata; Actinopteri; Scombriformes; Scombridae. The coding region runs from base 197 to 982 and encodes 261 amino acids. The record is from RefSeq and is a predicted model, not a curated record. The transcript is spliced from 5 exons.
UGGACAGAGAGGACAAACUGAGGCCGCAGAACAGACGUCGGGCAACGUACAUCAUCAUCGUAGAACUCGGUUGCCAGGCAGCGAUUAUUAUUUUAAAAAACCCUCGCCUCUGUUCGAAUACCUGACAGUUGACGGGGGUCGUUUCAAAGGUGAAGUCGUCCAGCUCGUUGAGGAAUCAGCCUCAGCACGGCCAGAGAUGGGGACGCGAGCCAGCCGCCUACAGGAAGAGCCGGCUCCCUCCGCUUUCGGAAAAGAUGGCACCAAGCGGGAUUCAUACCGACGCUCCCGCUGUACAAGACCCACCAGCCUCAUGGUCGACUUCUCCGGCAGCUUCGAGGACACCGAGGCCAACAGGAGCCGCUCCGAGGAAGGCAGCGACUCGGAUCUUGGGCAGCAUGGGGCGAGUGCGGACGGAAGCCCCGCCGACCACCACAGCAUCCCCUCCGGCAUCAGCCAACCGUCACCUACCGACGACAACAACAGCGAGGGGAAGCCCGAGGAGGACGGUAAUGUGAGCCCGGAGGGUGCCGUCGACGCUGAGCACCAGCCCGGAGUGGAGACAGGCCGCACGCCACACCGCACUUUUUCCGAGAGGCUGCCCGGGAAUCGGCACUCUUCCUCCCGCAACGUCGGGGCGAGAUCCACCCGUGUUCGAGGCUCCCACCAGCGGCCGGUUUCCGAGGCUUGGAUCGGCCUCUACCGUGUCAACAAUCGUCAUGGCAAUAUCCGCUGUCCUUUCUGCUCGAAGCCUUUCCCGGGGGGUCGGAUCGAGGAUCACCUGUUGAGCUGCCUCACGUCUCCUCCACUACCUUACAAUACGGAUGUGCUCAGUAAAGACAGCGGCGAGUGCUCCAUCUGUUUGGAGGAUCUGGUGCAGGGAGAGACCAUCGCCAGGCUGGCUUGCCUCUGCGUCUACCAUAAGAGCUGCAUUGAUUCCUGGUCCAAGGUGAAGCCCUGCUGCCCUGAACACCCCUUCGAUUGACUCACAGGUCACAUGUAUUCCCCGCAGUGACCAACCAGACUCAGGAGACUACACUGAAUCCCAAAUCUCAAUAAAAAAACCAAACAAACAAAAAAGUAUAAUUGAACAAAUGGAAGCCGGCUGUCCCUCUCAGACACAAACCUAUACCCGAGAGGAGAACAGAAGAGGCUUCAACAAGAAGAGACGACUCACGACUCUAUCUCCAAUCCACUCAACUCAGUCUAGACCAUUUCAAGAAG